CGCGCUGCUGCCCCCCAGCCCCAGCCCCGGAUCCGCCGCGCUGCUGCCCCCAGCCGGCUCAGCUCCCGGUCAAGCCUCCAUCACAUGACACCCAAUCAUGGCUUUAUUUCCGCGUUCACACAGCCUGCCAGUCUGAGCCCUUUUCCCAGCUUCUCUCCCUCUCUGACUCUUCUUUCUUGUUUCCCUCCCGCCGUCGGAGGGUUGGGAUCUCUCUCUCUCUACCCCUACCCCCUCCCUCUGUCUUUCUCCGCCUGCUUUACGGGAAGAAGCCAACGGCACAAACGCGCCUGCUCCUGAAGUGAGGAGUUUAAUAGCAAUAACAUGCUCACCCGGGUGAAAUCUGCUGUAGCCAAUUUCAUGGGAGGCAUUAUGCCGGGAAACGCCAAUGCUGAACAUGUCAAUGGGACUGAGUUGCCGAUGAAAUUCCCAUAUAGCAGGCCAGAAUUCCUGGGACUGUCUCAGGAUGAGAUCGAGUGCUCUGCGGAUCAUAUCGCCAGACCCAUCCUCACAGUGAAGGAGCACCAAAGGCUUCCAUGGGCUACUGGCUAUGCAGAGGUGAUUAAUGCAGGGAAAAGCACACACAAUGAAGAUCAGGGUUCUUGUGAAGUGGUGACAGUGAAGAAGAAAGCAAGUGCUCCGAUCACACCAAGUAAGAAUUCUGCAGUCAAAAGGAGGUCUUCAUUACCAAAUGGGGAAGGGUUACAGCCCAAAGACAACUUAGAGUCAGAGGGGAUAUCAUUUAACUACUGGGCACUUUUUGAUGGGCAUGCAGGAGCUGGUGCUGCCAUUGUGGCCUCCAAGCUCCUCCACCACAAGAUAGCAGAGCACCUUCAAGAGGUGACCGGCGUACUGCGCAACUCGGCAGUUCUGCCCCCUACCUGCCUCACCGAUGAGCCUGAAGUGGUGAGCAACACAAGGACAUUAACCAGAGCUGCCUCGUUGCGGGGGUCAAUGGGGACCCCGGGGUCGCCGAGCAGCCCUCCAACGCGCUUCUUUAUCGAGAAGAAAAUUGCACAUGAGGGAUUGGUUAUCGGAGCAAUUGAAAAUGCUUUUAAAGAAAUGGACAUCCAAAUUGAACGAGAGAGAAGCAUGUACAAUAUCUCAGGUGGCUGCACUUCCUUGGUGGUGGUAUUUCUGAUGGGGAAGCUUUACGUUGCAAAUGCUGGGGAUAGCAGGGCAAUUAUUAUUCGAAACAGGGAAAUCAUUCCAAUGUCUUCAGAGUUCACCCCAGAGACCGAAAGACAGCGGCUCCAGUACUUGGCUUUUUUGCAGCCACACUUAUUGGGGAAUGAAUUCACCCACCUGGAGUUUUCCAGAAGAGUGCAGCGCAAAGAACUUGGGAAGAAAAUGCUUUUCAGGGAUUUUUACAUGACUGGCUGGGCAUAUAAAACCAUCGAAGAAGAUGAUCUAAAGUUUCCCUUGGUAUACGGGGAGGGAAAGAAGGCCCGUGUGAUGGCAACUAUUGGUGUGACUCGAGGAUUUGGAGACCAUGAUUUGAAGGUUCAUGAUUCAAAUAUCCAUAUAAAACCCUUUCUCUCGUGCACACCCGAGGUGAGAGUCUACGACUGUACAGAGCAUGAACAUGAUGCAGAUGAUACACUGGUUCUAGCGACUGAUGGCCUAUGGGAUGUUCUGUCAAACAAAGAAGUGGCAGACGCUAUCACCAGCUUUCUUGCCAACUGCGAUCCUGAUGAUCCACACAGAUACACUUUGGCAGCCCAGGACUUGGUGAUGAGAGCCAGGGGAGUUUUGAAGGACCGAGGAUGGAGGAUAUCAAAUGACAGACUUGGCUCAGGCGACGACAUCUCUGUCUAUGUCAUUCCACUUUUGCAGGGGAAUAAGUGGACAUGAUAAAGAAAACAACAUGUUAGGGGGUAGUGUUUGUGUAGCUGGCCCCCAUAAUGAUAUUGGUGGAAGAUUUCCUUUGUUUUUGUUACUUGUAGCAAAGAUUAUCUAUGCAGUUUUACUACAAAUAGAAAACAAAAGGAAAUCAUUGUGGUGACCAGAAAGUGAGGCAGAAGUAUCAGAAAUGAUUCAAGCAAGUCUUAUGAAAACACAGGAGAUUAAUAAACUGCAUAUUGGCAAAUUCUGUUUUCAGUUCAACUUUCACAAUUCUUAAAUUCCAUUUCUGAUGUUCUUUUAAUUUUUUUUCCUGCAAUCAAGUAAAUAUCCUCUAUAAAUCUAAAAGGAUUUAUCAAAAUCUCUAGAGUCUUUAUGUUAUGAAAAUUUUGAUGUAUAUUUUCCAAGUGCUGUAAUGUUAGUGGAGAAGAAAUUCUUUGUUUGCCCUGUGUUUAGCAUUCUUCAUAUAAUCAGUAUGGCAAUCCCCUAAGGGAGAAAUGAUAUAAUAAUGUAGUAAAUAUUGUUUCAAUUUUUAUGGCUUUGUUUAAAGAUGAAAUCCGUUGGUCAUCAUAGUUCAUUGAAAAGUGAUACAGAGCACCAACUGUUGUAUAUAUAUGCAGGAGAAGAUAUGUGAAACUGCUGGUUAUUUUUGUAAAAUGAUUUUCUUUGAGUAUUGAGUAGAGACUAGCCAAGAUUUCCUACAGGCUUUCAUAAAUUUGUCUGUUGUCAUUGUCAACAUAUAUUGCACUUAUCAUGAAAACAAAUUUGACUGCACAGUUCUGUUCUUGGGUUCUUCCACUGAUUAAAUGCUUGGAAAGAGUCAAAAUGCUGCAAUAAUCACACACUACUCAUGCUGGUCUCUUACUGAAGCAGCAUUAAUAGAUUAAAGUAUUCUGCAAGAGUGAUGUUCAUCUCAUGGAAGUAGUUCAAGUUUGAUCUAUGCUACUCUGAAAUAAUUCAUAGGUGCCAAGAGAAAAAUAUUAAUUUAAAACAAAUUUCUGAGACAAAUGUGAAACAUUUUUAUUCCAAAGCAAUGUUACAUUCAGCCAUAUUUGAUGUUUUAUUUCUGUGUUUUAAAAGUACUGUAUAAGAAGGCUGGAUUGAAGAUGUAAACAAUUUCAAGUAUUGCGCUGUAUUUGACAUGAAGGUGAACUGUAAAAGGAAGUUGAUGUUGCACUGUACAGUAAUUAAAUUUGCUUCAUGUUUAAA
This is a messenger RNA of Pristis pectinata (smalltooth sawfish), 3048 nucleotides long. RefSeq names its product protein phosphatase, Mg2+/Mn2+ dependent, 1H (gene ppm1h). Gene Ontology annotation, molecular function: protein serine/threonine phosphatase activity. Bases 322 to 1851 code for a protein of 509 amino acids. The record is from RefSeq and is a predicted model, not a curated record. Gene Ontology annotation, biological process: protein dephosphorylation. The transcript is spliced from 10 exons. Lineage: Eukaryota; Metazoa; Chordata; Chondrichthyes; Rhinopristiformes; Pristidae.